UCUUGACUUAAAUUAGCAGGUUAGGCCAUUUAGGGGUGGACGGGAGAAGGGAGAAGGGAAAAGGUAAUCUUUGAACAUGUAAAUUUGUAAGCCAAAAAUUUCCCAAAACCGAUCCCACCUCUGCGGAAAAAUACAAAUUUCUAACUUUCUCUCUGCAAACUCGCCGCUUUGCUAAAUCGUAAAGAAGGAAAAAGGGUAUGGGGAAAGAGAGUGAAUUAUGGGAUGAUUCUGCUCUAAUCAAUGCUUUCGAUGAAGCCAUUUCCAAGUACAAGAAAAUGCACAAAAAAUGGUACAAAGAAAAUCCGAAUACUUCUUCUGCAGAUAUCAAAUGCAGCAAUUCUGAUGCUCCCUCUGGAAUUGAUGCUAUUCAAGAACAUAACAGUAAUCCAGAAAAACUUGAUGAGGGGAAUGUUAAUGGCCAGCUUGCUACACCAGAAGUGGAAGAGACCAAAAGUCUGGAAACAGCUAAAGGAAAUGAAAAUGCAGAUUCAGAAGUUCCCGGAGAACAUGCACUUGGGUCCAGUAGUUUGCCCCUGCAGGAUCAGUCUCAAAAUCAUUCUACCUCCCUAGACAUGGAUGAAUACAAUCAACUUUAUAAACAGUAUUAUGAAGUUGAGGAGCAAAGGCAAAAUAUUCUACAGAAGCUGCAGAACUUCAGCAAUUAUUAUUCUCAUCCUAGUGAAGUGCCUGUUUCUGGCUUGGAGUGGGGCGCCAAUUCUGUUACCCAAGAAUAUCAAUCCUCUGCAAGUCAAGUGCCUUGUGGGACAAUGGUUGUUUCUUGCUGCCCAUAUGCUGGUCAAUGCACCAUGGCUUCUUGCUCUUCAAUUCCUUGCCCUUUAGCUGGUGUUUCCACUAGUACUCUUUGUGUCAAUUCUCCGGCAAUAGAAGAUAAGGGAAAGCAUUCAACAGUUGAAGAUGCUGAUAUUGUUAAGACGGCAAUGGGAGCUGCUGAAAGAGCAAUGUCCACAUUGAAGAAUGGAACUUCUGAUUCAAUUGAAAACAAAAGCAACAAUGGAGCAGAACAAAGUGCUACCUCUGGAACUGAUCUAAGCACAGUCCUGAAUGCGUGGUAUUCUGCAGGAUUUUACACCGGAAAGUAUUUAACAGAACAAUCUCUAGCUAAGAAGCAACAUGAUUAGAUUCUUUUGCAGCUGUGUCGUCCAGUAUGAUAUAAACAUGAAAACAACUCAUCUUUAGGGAACCAUUCAAGUAGGCAGCCGACAGUGGAAUUUUUUCGUUUACUUCCGAUUUCUCAAUGAUGAAUGUGCCAUGGAGCUUGUCUGAGCUUUAAUGUUUUUGUGGCUAGCUGUGUUGUCUUCCAUAAUCUGAUUUCCUAUGAACUAGUGGUCUGUAAGCUUCUUACUUGGUUGAGUGAAAUUGAGUAAUUGACUGGCAAUUUCCAAGCUUAUUAGGGUUUUUGGAUGUGUAUUCACUCUAUGAACAGAAUUUGAAGGGCAGGGGCGGUCUUCAUGUUUGAUAUACAAAUCAGAAAGCAUAAUAAAAUUCCAAGCACUUGAAUA
Chenopodium quinoa (quinoa) is the source of this 1520-nucleotide messenger RNA. RefSeq lists its product as uncharacterized. Bases 198 to 1139 code for a protein of 313 amino acids. The record is from RefSeq and is a predicted model, not a curated record. The transcript has 5 exons. NCBI's taxonomy places the organism in Eukaryota, Viridiplantae, Streptophyta, Magnoliopsida, Caryophyllales, Amaranthaceae.